Messenger RNA from Eubalaena glacialis (North Atlantic right whale), 2307 nucleotides. RefSeq names its product V-set immunoregulatory receptor (gene VSIR). The transcript is spliced from 7 exons. The record is from RefSeq and is a predicted model, not a curated record. Gene Ontology annotation, biological process: regulation of immune response; positive regulation of regulatory T cell differentiation; negative regulation of CD4-positive, alpha-beta T cell proliferation. Gene Ontology annotation, cellular component: plasma membrane. Bases 165 to 1100 code for a protein of 311 amino acids. NCBI's taxonomy places the organism in Eukaryota, Metazoa, Chordata, Mammalia, Artiodactyla, Balaenidae.
CUCUCGGGCUGCCGGCCGCGCUCACUUGCUCUGCGCUCACUCGCGCGGAGGCUUCCCCGCCGGCCGCGUCCCGUCCGCUCCCUGCGAACCAGGAGUGCCCCCUGCGCGCCCCCGGGCUCCGCUCCGGCCCGGCUGCGCCAGACGCAACUCUGCCCGACGGCGACAUGGGCGUCCCCCCAGUCCCGGAGGCUGGCAGCUGGCGCUGGGGGCCUGUGCUCCUCGCCUUCUUCCUGGCUGCCUCCCGAGGUCUGGUGGCAGCAUUCAAGGUCGCCACGCCGUAUUCCCUGUAUGUGUGUCCCGAGGGACAGAACGUCACUCUCACCUGCAGACUCUUGGGCCCCCUGGCCAAAGGGCACGACGUGACCUUCUACAAGACCUGGUACCGCAGCUCGCGGGGUGAGGUGCAGGCCUGCUCGGAGCGCCGGCCCAUCCGCAACCUCACGUUCCAGGACCUUCACCUGCACCACAGCGGCCACCAGGCCAACACCAGCCAGGAUCUGGCCCAGCGCCAUGGGCUGGAGUCAGCCUCUGACCACCACGGCAACUUCACCAUCACCAUGCGCAACCUGACCCUGCUGGACGGCGGCCUCUACUGCUGCCUGGUGGUGGAGAUCAGGCACCACCACUCGGAGCAGCGGCUCUACGGAGCCAUGGAGCUGCAGGUGCAGAGAGGCGAAGAAGCACCAUCCAAGUGCAUUGUGCACCCACCCUCCUCCAAGGAGAGUGAAAGCAUCACGGCUGCUGCCCUGGCUACGAGCGCCUGCAUCGUGGGCAUCCUCUGCCUCCCCCUCAUCCUGCUCCUGGUCUACAAGCAAAGGCAGGUGGCCUCCAACCGCCGUGCCCAGGAGCUGGUGCGGAUGGACAGCAACAACACUCAAGGAAUUGAAAACCCCGGCUUUGAGAUCUCUCCACCUUCCCAUGGGAUGCCAGAGACCAAGCCCAGGCAACCCCUGACCUAUGUGGCCCGGAGGCAGCCUUCUGAGUCUGGGCGGCAUCUGCUCUCUGAGCCCAACACUCCUCUGUCUCCACCAGGCCCCGGGGAUGUCUUCUUCCCCUCCCUAGACCCUGUCCCUGACUCUCCAAACUCUGAGGCCAUCUAGACCAGCUGGGGGCCGUGGGCAGUUGUGGCUGGGCCUGGGGCAGGUGCAUUUGAGCUAGGGCUGGCCCUCUGAGUGGUCCCUUGGCCUUGGACCUGGUUUCUUCCCUCCUGCUCUAAGCUCAGACUCUUUGAAAUACCCCUGAUGGCCAGACCCUCAGCCUCUCUGGAUGCUACGUGGCAGAAGGGAGGAGGUGUUGGAUCGCUCAGCCCGUCUCAAGGAUGGUGGGGUGCUGGGAUCCCACCCCAGACACCCAAAAUUCACCAGCUACUGAUGCCAAAUGACCUCCAUCUUAGAAGCCCCAGAACUGCCAGCUGUGUGGCAGCCUCUCUCCCUGGGACAUAAGCCUUGGGACCUGACAGCAGAGAUGGGCACCGGGCAGACUUCCCAGUGCCACCCUCCAGGCAUGAGACAUAGGACAAGAUGUGGAGAGACUUCUCCCCACUGUGGUGGACCCAGCUCCCCCAUCUCGCCUGAGAAUGCUCAUCUGUCAAACCUCUUUGUAAUCAUGAGGCUCUGGGGCUGGGCCUGCCUGACCCUGGGCCGUGGGAGCCUUCCCCAGCUGCCUUCUACCAGCCAACUCUGAGGAGCCGUCAACAGGUUACACAAAUCUGGGGCUCCCACUGCCUGCACUCUGGUCCCCAGAAUUCAUUGGCCAGAAGCCCCAAAACGGGAAGUAUAUGCUGCGGCACGGUGGCCACUGUGAGCCAACUGGCAUCUUGGGCAAUGGGAACCAGGCCAGAGGUUGCACCACCCACCGCAGAUGGGAGUGGAGGGGAGAGCCAGGGGCCUGCUGGGAAGGCUAGAGGAGAGGGCUCCACCGCCUGCUCCCUGCGGUCGAGAGAGAUGGUGACCACAUAAUGUACUGCUCAAACUGUGACACUCUUGGGGUGCUAUUCAAAACUACUUGGGCAACAGUGCAAAACCUGUGGGUGGAUUGUAAGAGCUGGGUUUAAAUCCCUACCCUGCUUCCGAGGUGCCUGAGGCCCAGGGAGCCCUCUUCCCCCACCCCCCAGUCUUUGGUCCUCUGUUCCAGUCAAUCUGUGCUGAGCCUUCACUGCAGCGUGAUCCUGUCGGGUGGGAGGGGCGGGCGUGUCCCUCGAAAGUCUUAUGCCCGCUCUGCUCUGGACCCUCUGCUCCCAUCUCCCGCUUCAGGGCCAUGACCCAAGUUUGUUUUUAUACACAUAAACGAGGGGAAUCCUUUGUGGAA